CCUCAAAACACAUCCAUCUCAGUUCGCAACUCCAACACUUACCUAAAUUCUCCGUUUUCCAAACAUUUUUAUUCGAUCAAACUUGAUAUCUCCAACUUUGGGGCCUUUCUUACAAAGCAAAAUUCAUUUUUUUUGCCUUGAUUGAGAUGGGAUUAAAAGGGUUUGUCGAGGGAGGCAUUGCAUCCAUCGUGGCUGGCGCUUCUACUCACCCUCUUGAUUUAAUUAAGGUCCGAAUGCAACUUCACGGGGAGUCCCACGUCGUCCCCAAUCCAUCCCUCCAAGUCUGCCGUCCAGCACUGGCCGUUGGCUCUGUUACCGGUAACAUUUCCAUCUCUCAAAUCUCUCAACCCACUCGAGUCGGACCCAUUUCCAUGGGCGUCCGUAUUGUCCAGUCUGAAGGCAUGGCCGCUCUCUUUUCUGGUGUUUCCGCCACCAUCCUCCGCCAGACCCUCUAUUCCACUACCCGUAUGGGUCUCUAUGAUAUUCUUAAGACCAAAUGGACCGACCGUGAAAAAGGGGAUUUACCCCUUAUGCGGAAGAUAACGGCGGGCCUUAUUGCCGGUGCCGUCGGUGCAGCUGUCGGCAACCCUGCUGACGUGGCGAUGGUCCGAAUGCAAGCUGAUGGGCGGCUUCCAAUUGACCAACGCCGCAACUACAAAAGCGUGGUCGACGCACUAGGUCAGAUGACCAAGCAGGAGGGCAUUGGUAGCCUGUGGCGCGGCUCAGGGCUUACGGUGAACCGCGCCAUGAUCGUGACAGCAUCGCAGCUCGCAACGUACGAUCAAGUCAAGGAGAUGAUUUUAAAGAAGGGUGCAAUGGGCGAUGGAAUUGGGACCCACGUAACAGCGAGCUUCGCCGCUGGAUUUGUCGCAGCGGUGGCUUCGAACCCAAUUGACGUGAUCAAGACCAGGGUGAUGAAUAUGAAGGUGGAGCCCGGGGAGGCGCCGCCUUACAAGGGGGCCAUGGAUUGUGCACUGAAGACUGUGAGGGCAGAGGGACCUAUGGCCCUGUACAAGGGUUUUAUCCCUACAAUCUCAAGGCAGGGACCCUUCACGGUGGUGCUUUUUGUCACCCUGGAACAGGUCCGGAAGCUGCUAAAAGAAUUUUGAUUAUAUUGCUAAAAGAAACAAAAUAAAAAGAAUUUUCAAACAAGUUUUGACAUGAAUCCUGAAUCCUUCUAAUCCUGUUAUGCCAUGAGCAUCGGGAUACCACUUGUAUAUUUAUAAAUUAAUUGAUUAAUUUAUUUUGCUGAUGAAAACAAAAAAAGAAAAGUCAGAAUUACAU
This is a messenger RNA of Rubroshorea leprosula, 1284 nucleotides long. Lineage: Eukaryota; Viridiplantae; Streptophyta; Magnoliopsida; Malvales; Dipterocarpaceae. The record is from the annotation of a GenBank genome assembly.